Molecule: messenger RNA, 1035 nt
Organism: Eremothecium sinecaudum
Lineage: Eukaryota; Fungi; Ascomycota; Saccharomycetes; Saccharomycetales; Saccharomycetaceae
Product: HCL676Wp
Exons: 1
Coding region: 1-1035 (344 amino acids)
Source: RefSeq, a predicted model, not a curated record
AUGGCAUUGUCACGUAAAAGAAUGCGCUCCACGACGCUUCAGGGGCCCGCUUCUUUAAAGAAGCGUCAAUGUGUACUUUCGGACAUAUCAUCGGUCGCGCUCCCACGGUCCACUCUUUUGUUGACGAAAACCAACAAACUACGUAAUACGAAAAAACAAGGGAGCAGUGAUAGUCGCAGCUAUAGUAGCAGCGAAGACCUUGAUUCCAACUGUGUGCGUGUGCGUGAAGUUGAAAACCAGUUCAACCCGGAAUACUAUGGCGGUUGUAAAGGUAGCAUUUACGCACGAACGCCAAAGUUGGAACCAAAACUACUGGAAACCGUUUCUAGGUAUUCAGAUUCAGGAUCAUUAAAUAUAGAAAAAGACAAAGAGCAGUUCGCAGCUCACGCCUCGCCACUUGACAGCAAUUACAGUUUCAAUUUUAAGAGGUCUAUACCAAGACAUUCGUCGUUUUCCAUUUCAGGCACGCGACAGAGGCAGGUUCCCAGGUCCGACGUCAUUGCGAGAAGCCGUUGCUUUGACUACAUCUUGCAAUCAAUAGACGAGGUGUGGGGGCGUUACUGCAACACAACUUGCACAGCGGAAAACGAAGUUUAUGAAAGGUUAGGCAACAGUAUUAAUGGCUCCGUUACGAUAUCCGGAAGUCCAAACUCUUCUUUUUUCCAAGCUGCAGGUAAUCACAAUGGUAUAGAACACCGUGAAAGGGAGCUCUCGGAUUACGACUUGAGCGAUUCCGGAUAUAAGUCUGAGAUAACAAAUCCAACAGAGUACGAAACCGAUUGUGACUAUCGAAAAGUCUCUAAAUUGCCGCAAUCUAUGCAAUUACAAUCGUUAAAAAAUAGGUUGGUCAGGGCAAAAAAUGAUCUUGAAAAUAGCUAUGACACCACUGAUUGGAAUGACUGUGUGUAUUUUUGGAGGCGCUGGGAUAUGAUAAAAUAUAGCGCGGUAGAGAUGAUGGAGGAAGAUGAUGACGACGACCUAAUAGAGUCGGUUAUUGAUGAACUUGAAGAAGGUCGCUGCUACAACGACGCAUAA